GAGAGAGAGAGAGAGAGGAUGAGCGAGAAAGCGAAAGUGAUAGUGAGAAUGCUACAAGGUUGCAACAGCAUGAACAAGCUCCGUAAGAUCCAUUCUCAUGUCAUCGUCAAUGGUCUCCAACACCAUCCUUCCAUCUUUGACAAUCUCCUCCGCUUCUGCGCCGUCUCCGUCACCGGUUCUCUGUCUUACGCUCUCCUUCUAUUCGACCGUUUCGAUUCUUCUGAUCCAUCAACUUCGGCUUGGAACUCCCUUAUCCGUGGCUUCUCCGUUUCCUCUUCUCCUCUCUCUUCGCUUCUCUUCUACAAUCGAAUGCUUCACUCCUCUGUUUCACGUCCCGAUAUCUUCACUUUCAGUUUUGCUCUCAAAGCCUGUGAGAGGCUGCGUUCGAUUCCGAAAUGUUUGGAGCUUCACGGUUCGAUUAUUCGUUCUGGAUUUCCUGCUCAUGCCAAUGUUUCCACUUGCCUCGUUCGUUGUUAUUCUGCGAAUGCGAGUGUUGAUAUUGCAUCCAAACUGUUCGACGAAAUGCCUGUGAGAGAUUUGGUUUCUUGGAACGCUAUGAUCUCUUGCUUUUCUCAUGCUGGUUUACAUCAUCAGGCGUUGGGUAUGUACAAGCGAAUGGUAAAUGAAGGUGUGUGCCUCGACGCUUACUCGCUAGUUGCUUUGUUAUCUUCUUGUGCUCACGUUAGUGCUUUGAAUAUGGGAGUUAUGCUACACAGGAUCGCCUGUGACAUUCGAUGUGAGAGUAGUGUCUUUGUGAGUAAUGCUCUUAUCGAUAUGUAUGCAAAAUGUGGUAGCCUUGAAAAUGCUGUUGGUGUUUUUAAUGGUAUGCACAAGAGAGAUGUGUUGACCUGGAACUCAAUGAUUAUUGGGUAUGGAGUUCAUGGGUAUGGCGUAGAGGCUAUAUCUUUUUUUAGAAAGAUGGUGGCUUCUGGGGUUAGACCCAAUGCCAUUACAUUCCUUGGGUUGUUGCUAGGUUGCAGUCAUCAAGGUCUAGUUAACGAAGGAGUUGAGUAUUUUGAAAUCAUGAGUUCACAGUUCCAUGUGAUCCCGAACAUUAAACACUAUGGAUGCAUGGUGGAUCUCUAUGGACGUGCAGGUCAGCUAGCAAAGGCCCUCGAGAUGAUACACGCGUCUUCCUGCCAUGAAGAUCCUGUAUUAUGGAGAACCUUGCUUGGCUCUUGCAAAAUCCAUAGUAAUUUGGAAUUAGGAGAAGUGGCCAUGAAGAAAUUGGUGCAGCUCAAGGCUUUCAAUGCAGGGGAUUAUGUGCUUAUGACUUCGAUAUACUCUGCAGCGAAUGAUGCGCUAGGUUUUGCUAGUAUGCGAAAACUAAUAAGACGUCAUGAUUUACGGACAGUUCCAGGCUGGAGCUGGAUUGAGAUUGGCGAUCAAGUUCACAAAUUUGUUGUUGAUGACAAAAUGCAUCCAGAGUCUGCACUUAUUUACUCAGAACUCAGAGAAGUAAUCCACCGUGCCAUUUUAGCUGGUUACAAGCCAGAGGACUCAAGCAGAGCUGCUCCUACUCUCUCUGACCGGUUUUUAGGAUCUGCAGAUACAUUUCACAGUGAAAAAUUGGCUAUUGCAUAUGGAUUGAUGAGAACUCCUGCAGGAACAACUCUCCGGAUCACAAAGAAUCUGAGAGUUUGCAGAGAUUGCCAUUCUUUUACAAAAUGUGUAUCAAAAGCUUUCGGUCGGAAAAUUAUUGUAAGGGAUAGAGUUCGAUUUCAUCACUUUGCAGGUGCUGUUUGUUCUUGCAACGAGUACUGGUGACAAUAUUCUCAUUCAGCCUAAAAAGAAUUAUCACCACAAGAUUCCUUAAAUGGAAAAGGGAGAGAGAGGAGAUGAGACAAUCAUUGCCACAGAGGUCGUGAUUAUGUCGUGGAACAAGAAUAUAACAAAGACACGAAAAUCUCUGGGGAGGAACCAAAGAAAAGAAGCAUCCAACCUCCAAGAAAUUGCAGAAGGUGUGAGACUUGAGAGCAUUUCUUGGGAUUGCAAGACUUGCAGAGAAGAAUCGAAGCGAGUACCAGUGAUAGAGAUCUUAUCAAAGGGGCAUUGUUGAGGUCGCCACGAGUGAGAAUCAACUAAACUGGUUUGCUGACAAUUGCUACCUACUUCAGUUUGUAAGUAGUUUUGACUAAAGAUAAAAAAAACAGAGAGAAAACAGAGCUGAAAAUUUAAUCAAUAAUUGAUUUAA
This is a messenger RNA of Camelina sativa (false flax), 2194 nucleotides long. Its product is annotated as pentatricopeptide repeat-containing protein At3g56550. The record is from RefSeq and is a predicted model, not a curated record. NCBI's taxonomy places the organism in Eukaryota, Viridiplantae, Streptophyta, Magnoliopsida, Brassicales, Brassicaceae. Gene Ontology annotation, molecular function: zinc ion binding; RNA binding; protein binding. Gene Ontology annotation, biological process: RNA modification.